This is a messenger RNA of Suncus etruscus (white-toothed pygmy shrew), 5757 nucleotides long. It is a transcript of the gene MBNL1, whose product is annotated as muscleblind like splicing regulator 1. The coding region runs from base 1057 to 2268 and encodes 403 amino acids. The record is from RefSeq and is a predicted model, not a curated record. NCBI's taxonomy places the organism in Eukaryota, Metazoa, Chordata, Mammalia, Eulipotyphla, Soricidae. The transcript has 11 exons. Gene Ontology annotation, molecular function: metal ion binding.
CCUGGCCAGGAACGGGGUGGCCAGGGCCAGCGGUGUCUGGAGCCCACCAUGGUUCAGUCCAUUCGCUGCAUGCCGGGUAAAUUCAAAACCCACAUGCUCGUCCCCCCGCGGUGGGGUUGGUACUAAGAAGUGCCUUUUCCUGACGUCUCUGCUGCUUGGAACCGCUUCUAGAGCAGUCUCUGCUUUUGCCUUGCUUGCUGUCAGUUUAGACUGAGGACGCCAGCCUCCCGCCAGCCAGCCAGCCAGCGCUAGCCCAGACACCCCCCCAUUUCCACUUGCAAUCAAGAGAGACGCUCUGAUUCGCUGCCAUUGCCCUAGGCUGCUUUAGUAGUCAAAAGAAAAAGUUUGCUGAAAAAGUAAGAUACCUUCUGCCAGGAAAUCAAGGAGGAAAAAACAAAACAAAACAAAACAAAAAACAAAAAUCAUUUUCUUGAUUUUGCUCUAAACUGCUGCAUCUGUCUAUGCCAAACUAAUCAAUAUCGAUUUACCAAUUGCACCACCAAAGGCCAUUUGCAAACCCAGCUGCCCGGAGCUUCCCUGUCCGACCACUUGGCUGAAAGCAGCUUGGAAAGUCAGGGUCCCGUUGUGCCACGUUUUCAUGCUUGCGUUCUGGGCUCCAAAUUGGCAGUGGGAAGGGGUUUCUAAAGGCACCUGGCACGUGCCAGCCCCGACUCCCCGACGCUCCUCUGCUUCCCGUCCUCUCGCUUCUCUCAGAACCAAACCCUCCUUGAACGAACAGUUGGACGCUGAGUGCCCAGUCGGGAACUUUUCUCGGGUGUUAAGAAAACAGCUGCUUCUCACGGACUUUUGAGGCAGGGGCGGGGAAGUGUGUGCAGGCACCGCGAGCACCCUCUUUUCACACUUAGGUCACUUCAGCUGUUUUUCUUUUUCUUUUUCAUCCUAUUCCCCCCCCCCCCCCCCGUGGUGGUGGUGGUGGUUAGCUGUGUUUUUUUCUUUUUUUUUUUGGUUUUCGUUUUGGAGUUUUUGAUUUUGUUUUGGAAGGGGCUGGGUCUCUGGGUGUUACGGAAACGUUUGAACUACCUGUAAACCAUAACCAUGGCCGUCAGUGUCACCCCGAUCCGGGACACCAAGUGGCUGACUCUGGAAGUCUGUCGGGAGUUUCAGAGGGGGACGUGUUCGCGGCCCGACACGGAAUGUAAAUUUGCGCACCCUGCGAAGAGCUGCCAAGUGGAGAAUGGACGCGUGAUCGCCUGCUUUGACUCCUUGAAAGGCCGCUGCUCCCGGGAGAACUGCAAAUACCUACACCCACCUCCGCACUUGAAAACGCAGCUGGAGAUCAAUGGCCGCAACAACUUGAUUCAGCAGAAGAACAUGGCAAUGCUGGCCCAGCAGAUGCAGCUCGCCAAUGCCAUGAUGCCCGGGGCCCCGCUGCAGCCCGUGGUGAGCCCCCAGCCAAUGUUUUCUGUUGCGCCAAGCUUAGGCACCAAUGCAUCAGCCGCCUUCAACCCCUACCUGGGCCCUGUGUCCCCGAGCCUCGUCCCAGCAGAGAUCUUGCCGACAGCCCCCAUGCUGGUCACCGGGAACCCAGGGGUGCCUGUGCCUGCCGCCGCGGCUGCUGCCGCCCAGAAGCUGAUGCGGACAGACAGACUGGAGGUGUGCCGGGAAUACCAGCGAGGCAACUGUAACCGCGGGGAGAGCGACUGUCGCUUCGCGCACCCGGCAGACAGCACCAUGAUCGACACCAAUGAUAACACAGUGACCGUGUGCAUGGAUUACAUCAAGGGCCGGUGCUCCCGGGAAAAGUGCAAAUACUUCCACCCACCUGCACACCUGCAGGCCAAGAUCAAAGCCGCCCAGUACCAGGUCAACCAGGCCGCCGCUGCGCAGGCAGCAGCCACCGCGGCCGCCAUGACUCAGUCGGCUGUCAAAUCACUGAAGCGACCCCUCGAGGCAACCUUUGACCUGGGCAUUCCUCCAGCUGUCCUUCCUCCAUUACCAAAGAGGCCUGCUCUUGAAAAAACCAACGGUGCCACAGCGGUCUUUAACAGCGGCAUCUUUCAGUACCAGCAGGCUCUGGCCAACAUGCAGCUACAGCAGCACACGGCGUUCCUGCCGCCAGGCUCAAUUUUGUGCAUGGCGCCCGCUACAAGUGUUGUUCCCAUGGUGCACGGCGCUACGCCAGCUACUGUAUCCGCAGCGACAACUUCUGCCACCAGUGUGCCCUUCGCUGCGGCAGCCACGGCCAAUCAGAUACCCAUAAUAUCUGCCGAACAUCUGACUAGCCACAAGUAUGUAACCCAGAUGUAGAACUCUCACCAGUAAACAAUCAUACUAAAGAGGAAGGGACAAAGUGCUUGGAUGGAGGAAAAAACAAGAUCAUUAGCCAUAUUGUAUAUACAUCAAGUGACACCACGAAGCCCUCAGCCACAGACAUCACCUCUUGCAUGUGACCCAGGAGCCGGAAGCAGGGCGCCUGCACCUUCUGCAAUGCCAACUCGGCCUCAGGCUGAGGGGACGCUCCUGUCUGGCAGAUCAACACCGUCUUUGUCUGUAGCACAGUUUGACAUGGCGAGACGCUCCUGGGAUUAGUUCCCUAGAGGCCCAGGCCCGUCUCGGCAAGAAAGACUGAGGUGAACCACAAUCCUGUCAUGUAUUGGUACGCCUGUAGACCAAGAUCUCAUUUAAAAAAAAAAAUUAAGUUCCUUUCUUUCAAGGUUUACAAAAACAAAGGUGCACCUUGUAUUUAAAAAUCGCCAUGUUGAGGAGAGCGUGUGCCCCGUCGUUUCCGUUUGAGAGUGAAUUUCUGAUGUGAGGAGAAUUUGUAGGCCGCGGUGAGGGAGAGGGACUGACAAAAUGAAUGUGCCAAGCAGAGCCACAGCUGUGUGUCUUGAAAGCACAUCCUGGCUUGAAGUACCACGUUGUCAAGGAUUCUCAUGAAGUGCCAUAGACUGUACAGCAGAUCAGAGUAUUAUUUCUUCAGUGUUACUUUGUCAGCGCCGCACCAUCCCACUUCUCGCGAGCACUCACAGUCAGAGGGCACCAUUCUUGCUUGUUUUUGUUUUUUUUUUGGUUUUGUUUUGUUUUUAUUUUUAUUUUUAAUUUUUUCGUUUUGUGAUUUGAAACCAAAGCUGUCUCAGAAAUGGCCACUUUAACUUCACAGUCAUCCUACUCAGCACAACACAGACUUUACAGUUACACUCACACCUACUGGAGAUAUAUAAUAGAGAUUUUAUAUAUAUAUAUAAAAAGUUAUUUUAAUGCAUUGUCAUAUACUAUUUAUGCUUACUAGACCGUAUAACACGCUACUUCAAAAGGGAUGUGCCAUUUCUGAGACACUGUGACAAAAAUAAAUUUUAAAAAGAUGUUUGAAGACAUUAUUUUGCUUCUAUUUAUAGCUCUGUGAAAAGUCAAGAGACUAUAAAUGCUUUGCAGAAAUGCUUCCACAUUUGCUCACCAGUCACGCCUAACAGUAAAAGUGACUCUAAAAAAAAGAAGCAAGCAGGUCCAUUCAGAUGCAUGAAAAACCAAAAGAGGAAAAGAAAACAAAAACGGAAACGUUUGAUGAACCUAGUCACAUGGGUGAAUUUUAUAUAUUUUUGUUGUUGUUGUUGUUGUUGUUAUUCAGAUUUACUGCUUAUAGCCUUAGAAACGCCUUUUACAAAAUUUAAACAAAAAAAAUAGAUGUGUAUUCAGUUUUUAAGAAUGGAUUUAUCCAAAGGAAGUCUUUUCUUUGCUUUGUUUUUUGCUUUCCUUCCUUUUCUUGUGGUUGGGAUGUCGCAGCAAGACAAGGGUAUUUUUUUUUUGCCCCUCCCCGCGGCCCUGAUUCUGCAGGUUGCUGGGUAGGGUGCAUCACUGGUAGUGGAGAGUAAGGGGGAGCUAUGGAAGUCCUUGCACCUUCCUGCGCUCCUGAGUUUACUGCAGGUUUUGAUGCUUGAGAGAGAAAGAGAAGCUUUCUAGUUCAAGACUGAUGUGUUGAUUUUCCUGAUUGUACUGUACAUCAAUUAAAGCCUUAGCUUACUACAUUACGGGUUGGAGCCCAUACCAAUGUAAUCUCAGUCGUGUUCAGAGGACGAUGGUGACUUCACGUUAUUGUGGUUCGUGACAUUAAGGAAUAGGACUUAUUUUUCUUGUUAAAAGGUAGAUUUUCAUUUCCUACAUUUAUUAGAUUUCAUUUUCUAUUAACGAUUGAAUACCAUUUCAGUUUAUAGACUCUUGUUUUAUUAGAUUGUACCGAUGAAUUUUUCAAAAUACAAAAAAAAAAACCCUUAAAGGUAGUUUUCCUUCAUAACAUACUCAGUUUUGAAUUACAUGUAGUGUCAUAUGAAUAUUCGUAUUAUUGUUAACUAAAUGAUUUAUAUUUUACUGAUUUAAUAUUAAAAGUGUAAGAUUGUCAGUCUUGUUCUUGUCUAGUUUUCAUUAAAAGAACAAAGAUCUUUUAUAUGGAUAUCUUAUAAAUAAAUAAUCAUUGCUAAGUAAGAAGUUAUGUUGUUGCUAUUGCAACAAUCUUGGCAGACAAUUGAGUAAUAUUUUAAUGAUUUAUUUUGUUUGUAAUUAGUUAUUAUAAGAAGACCUAGAUCCUAGAUAUUAGAAUAAAAUUUAUUUUCUACUGUAUCCAUUUCAAAUGUUAAAGUAUUGUUUAAUAUUUUUGAAAUCCCUGAAUAUCAGGCCUUGUUAUAAAUAAGCUGCAUAAUCAAUAAAUAGAACAAGGGACUUUUUGUUAAAUAUCCAAAUACUCCAAGUUUACGUAAGGAGGAUGUUAAUGUGUGUGCAGGCUCCUGAAGGCCAUGCUGCAGUUAAGCAGGUCGGAACGCCUAGAAAGAAGGUCGACUUUUUGCACUUCUGUAUAUAGUCAAAAGAGAGAACCCUGUAUAAUAGUAAGAUCUUAUUUUGAAUAAAAAUGUCUAUAAUUACCCGGAGUUUUGUUAAGGCUAAUUAAACAGCAGACUGAGCAGGCUUGCUCGCAAAAGGCACAGAGCAGCACUCCUCGGCCGCCACCAGCAGGGCGCUCGCUAGCUUCUAGUUUUCUAGGACAUUCUCAGCAGGAAAGAAACUCGGCACUUGGGAUCUCAGACGACACAACUCGUGGGCCAUUGCGCCCAAAGACAACCACCCCCCCAAAGCAGCAGAACUUCAAUCAUGAGGUGCAGUCUCGGAUCAGAUACUCCUGACACUUUUCAGAACUACUGCAUGUUUUCCAACGUCAACAACAACCACAACAAAACAGAGAGAGAAGGAAUGGUACAAAGGACACACUCAACCCCGUUUCUGCCCACGCUGGCGGUUUCUUGCUCUCACACACACACACAAGAAGAAUCUUCAGCAUAAGUCAAAGGAAUUGCCUUUUCACAAGACCGAAACCAUCAACAGGCAAAGCAAACGGCUCACCGUAGCUCUAGUACUUCUGUGUUUGGUUUUUAAUUGCUAUAGAACCCUGUUCUUUCAGCAGGGGAGCACGAUGGAUGCAGUUCAGACCACCCAGAUGUCUGCUCAGAAGGCAGCAUUGGAUGGUAGUGGGCUGAGCAGGCACUUAUAUCGCGCCCACCCCGUGGCUGGUGAUCCAGUGGCACUUACCAGCAACCUUCAGCUCCACCUGCUGAAAGAACAGACGCUUGGUUUUACUCUUAUGUAAUCAGAACUUACUUUCUGCUUGUAGCUGCCUACAAUUAUGUAUUUUGUGUCAGCUGCAAUUUAAUUUUGGCUUAUUUUAUUAUCACUGCAGUAGUUGGCUUUGCUAUAUGGAAAAAAAAUAAAGUGAAAUUGCCCUAAUAAAACUUCUUUCUUAAGUAUAUCUGAGAA